This is a messenger RNA of Rhodofomes roseus, 1638 nucleotides long. RefSeq lists its product as uncharacterized. The record is from RefSeq and is a predicted model, not a curated record. The transcript is spliced from 4 exons. Bases 1 to 1638 code for a protein of 545 amino acids. Gene Ontology annotation, molecular function: protein binding. NCBI's taxonomy places the organism in Eukaryota, Fungi, Basidiomycota, Agaricomycetes, Polyporales, Fomitopsidaceae.
AUGUCGAGUCUUCCGCAGACCGAGUGGACCUCUGGCCUACCCAGGGACAUCAUACACUGUAUCCUACCUCAUGUGACCCAGCGAGAUCUUGAAUCAACUUCACUAGUCAAUCACGAAUUUGCAGACAUCUCGCGGUCCCUCAUAUUCAGGCGAAUCGCCAUGAACAUCGACGAGGAUGAGUGGUUCCACAGCAAGCUAGACUUCCUGCGGCAUAGGCCCGAUGUGUGCGGCUACAUAAAGGAACUUGUCAUCAGCUCGCGAUGCUCCGCCUCAUACAGAGAGACAGAGGGUGCACCAUCUGUACCUCCCAUUAAAUUCCUCGAGAAUGUUAUCAAAGAUGGCCUAUUCAGAACAGGUCUCAAGAAGUUGGAGUGGGAAGCCGAACAAGAGAUACCUGCCUCCUUCUCAGAAACCGUCCAGACAGCGUUCCCUAAUUGCACCUGGGUUGUCUCGAAGUACACGGGCAACUUCCUGUCACCGAUGCCCACCCUGACCACCCUGAGGUCUGUCGUCCAUCUGCACGCCGAUCCGUUGCUCGGAUUCCAGCCCGUCCUGCUGCGCUCGCCCCAACUUCGCGUCUUGGACGUGGCGGCGUAUCAGCAGAGGGGCUGCGUGAUGCACCACUACGAAGCGCCACCAUUUUUGCGGUACGACCCGCACGCUGCGGCCUCCCAGAAGGCUUACCCACUGAUUGAAGAGCUCACCAUACGCGACUUCGGGUGGAGCGAGCAUGGUGCCCGCGUCUGUCUCCAGACGAUGCGUUGGUCGCACCUGCGCCGCUUGGAGCUGCUGCGCGGCAACGGGUUCGCGCUCUUGCAGGGCUGUAUCCCUGCGCGCGAGACACUGCCCGCGCUCGAGGACUUCAAGCUGGUAACGUGGUAUAUGCGUGACGGCCAGCGACACCAACAGUACCUGGAUACCCUCAAGCAAUUCUUGACAAUGGCCCCCGGGCUACGCGACCUGCACCUCGCAGGGCCUUGGCAGCCCCUAGUCCCGGUCAUUACAAAGUGCCAUGGUCAGACGUUGCGGUCGCUGGUGGUUCACGAACAUGAACGUGCUCAGGAGCCGCAGAGGACCACACUCCAACUCUCCGACCUGAUCACGCUGGGGAAACACUGCGUGGUCCUCGAGCAUCUGGGCAUAGAUGUGGAAGCAGAUUAUUCUCUUCCGGGAAGUUCAGGUGGCGAGUCACUUGCCACAGUUGUGAACUCGAAAAUCUUCUUCCCUGCCCUGCGGCACAUCACACUUUGGACUCCCCUCGGCAUCAUGAAACAGCGCGCUCCGUUGCGAGGACUAAGUCUAGAAAAGCAUGAGUCAACAAAUCUUUUGGACAACCUCCAACGCCACGCCCCUGCAAUUCUGGAUCCGAGCUUAGGCAACCCAAAUUCACGGUUUCGGGCGAUUCUGGCGCUGUUCAAAUCGUCCCAACAUCGAGUCUCGGGGAAACCCCGAAUCGCCUCAAAAUCGCGUACUCUGAUCGCCCCUGAUGGUACCGAAGGAAACAGGGGAAAGCUCGACUCUGUCACAGUCAAUAUUGGAGAGCAAGAUAGGCUAAUGGGAGGCGGAUACCCAGCGGGUGAGUGUCUUCUUAAUCCCAGCUCCUCGAUACCCCUCGAUGACAACGUGACGCUCGUGUAG